Messenger RNA from Paramecium primaurelia, 1920 nucleotides. NCBI's taxonomy places the organism in Eukaryota, Ciliophora, Oligohymenophorea, Peniculida, Parameciidae. The record is from the annotation of a GenBank genome assembly.
AUGAAUACAGAAAUAGAGUUAGACAAAUAAAAUAACAUCAGUACUCCUUUGAUAAUCAAAAAGGAAAACUAAUAAAAGAGUAGUCAAAUUCUAAAUAGAAGUUCUUCAAUCUAUUAAAUAAAUUAGGAUUUACUACGUUCAUAAAUAAAAGAACAGAUUGAUAAAUCUCUUUCAGAAUUUGUAAUAUUUUUUGAAAUAUCAAUAGUAAUCAAUUGAAGAAUUGAAAAAAGUGAUUCCCUUUAUAAAUUAUGCAAAGGCAUUGGAUAUGCUUUUGAAAGCAACACAAGAGGGAGAGGUUGAAGAAUUUUUAGUUAUUUUGGAUGAUUUGAAAACUAGAAAAGAGAAAUUAAGAUUAAACGAUUAAUUGGAUCACAAAAAGUAAACACUUCUUCAUAUUGCAUGUUUUAAAAAUUUACCAGCAAUAGUCGAGAAAUUGUUAGAAACUGUUAAGCAAAAUUCUACAUAAAUUGAAUUUGAAGAAUGGAUAAAUAGAGUUAAUUAAGACUAAUUUGCAUCUGUUCAUUUUGCAGCAUAUGUGGGAUCUAUAACAAUUUUAGAGAUGCUUUAAAAAGCAGGAGCUGAUUUAAAUAUAAAAAAUUCUUAAGGUUAAAAUGCAUUGUCUGUAGCAGCUUAAGGUGAUUAAGUUUAAGCAAUGGUAUGGUUAUAUUUAUAAGGUCAAUCAAUAGUUGAGUAAGAUUUACAAGGAGGAACACCUUUGCAUUGGGCAACGUAUUUUGAUAGUCUUUUUGCCCUUCAAUUUUUGUUGUCAUGGUUGUCCAAACUACCUAAUUAUAGUUAUUAUAUAAAUUUGAAGGAUGGAGAAGGUAUGACACCUUUGCAUUUGGCUGCUGUAACUGGAAAUUGCAGAAUUGCAAAGAAAUUAUUAUAAAAGGGAGCUAAUAAAAGUAUAAGAGAUAAUAAAAACUUAACUCCUGCAGAUGCUGCUUAAGAAAAUCAAUAAAAUGGAGUAUAUGAAAUUUUAAUGUAAAACAAUUGUUUAUUAGAAUUUCUUAAUAUAAAACCAAGGUAUUUUAUAUAAUUUAUAAGAUAGUGUAAAACCUCCCUCUAUAAGUUGGACUUAAAUCAUAGCUUUUUUUAUUAUUUACUUUUAUUGUAUGAUAGGUACAAUUUUGUUUGUUUACCCAUUUUAUUUCAAAUAUGAAUGGCUUUAGAUAUUAUCAGUUUUUUCAUUUUUGUUAGGAUUAAUACUUUACUUUUUAACAAUGUUCUUACGUCCUGGUUAUAUUGAGAAAAAUAAAGAUUAAUAGUAGUUAUUUAAACUAUUAAAUGAUUAUGAACCUUGGGAAGUAUGUUCAGAAUGUUUAAUAAAGAAGCCAGAGAGAUCUAGACAUUGUGAAUUUUGCAAAAAGUGUAUUGUUGUAUAUGAUCAUCAUUGUCCCUGGGUUAAUAAUUGUGUAAUGAUUAUAUUAAUUCUAAUAGAUUGGAGCCAAAAAUUACUUCAUAUACUUUUCUUUUAUUUCAAUAAUUUGGAUAAAUUUAAUUCAUAUUUUAAUUCUGAAUAGUUUGUUUAUUGGAAAGGAAUAUAAUAAUAUUAAUUUAACUUAUCCUUGGUUCAAUAAUAUGAUAGAGUCAUAAUCCAAUUCUUUAUUUGUAGCCAAGAUAGUUGUUUAAUCAAUUAUAUUAUUUUUAAGUGUUUUAUUCAUAAUAGCAGUGUCUCAUUUACUUUAUGGAUAAAUUAUCACAUUGUUUACAAACAGAACUACAUUUGAAAAGUAUAAGUAAGCUGAAAACUUUCAAUCCAAUAAUUAGAAAUCAAAAAGUUAGAAGCAAUUGUAAUUAUUUAUAUAAUAUAUUAGAUCAUAAUAAUCAAUUAAGCCAGAAGAGACUAAGAUAUAGUGUUCUUGUAAUAAUUGUAUAUUGAUGUGUUGUGGAAAUGCAAAUAAUCCUGCUUUUUAGUGA